Molecule: messenger RNA, 1741 nt
Organism: Ixodes scapularis (black-legged tick)
Lineage: Eukaryota; Metazoa; Arthropoda; Arachnida; Ixodida; Ixodidae
Molecular function (GO): zinc ion binding
Source: RefSeq, a predicted model, not a curated record
ACGAGUGUUUAAGGUUUAUUUUAACCCAUUUUUUCGUUUUUGUACUCGAUCCGGUCAAGCUCCUAAGUCGGCUACCGUACAACUGCUUCCGGGGAGCCGGUGAGCCUGUUGCAGGCUAGCAGGGAAACGGUCGCUGCAGGGAAGCACGGCGGCGUAGACUAGACUAGACGGUACGGGCCAAUUUGUCGUUUUCGGCGGCUGUAUCGGGCACUGCGAUGGAUGCGGACCAUGUGCGACCUACCGUUGAAGUUGUGCUGCCUGUAAGCAGCAUCAACGCGUUCGUGAACAAGGCCCACGAAACAUCCCGGCUGUUGCUCGAGGGCGAACGAGUUCUUGAAGCGGGACAUGUCUUCUCCUGCAGUAUCAAGAAGGUGGAUAAGGACUGCUACACGUUCAUUGGAUUCGUCCUCCAGACGUCGGCACUGACUUCGGACCCGCACGAGCUGGAGAUGGCACUGAAUGGAAGAAACGUCGGUGACACAUCGUGCUCCUGCAAAGCAGGGAACUACAAGUGUAAGCACGUUGUGGCAAUGUUGCUACACAUCAACGCCAAGAGGAACUUCAACGUACUGGCGUCCACAGACUUGCCACAAAAGUGGGGGAAGGGGCAGAAGAGAGCGGUCGGGGAGAAGUAUGCUCCGAGGAAGAUCGUCAACCUCCCGGGUCUUGAAAAAGUUGAAGGGGAUCCGGUCCUGCUUCCUAAAGGCGAUAUCCUGGGACGACUACUGCUACUGGAGGGACUGACUUAUAGGUCAGCUGCCCUGCGGCACACCGAAGAAAUCCGUCCUCUUGAGAUAUCAACCGCCCCCACCGCAGCUGAGGAGCCCCCUGUCCCCGGACUGCCCACACUUACGCGACUGAUUGCCACAACUGCUGCUCCCAGCUUCGAUGCUUUUGUGGAGGAGAUAAGGGCCACCUUCUCUGCAGACGUCUGUGCGGUAAUCGAGGAGAGGACGAGGGAACAGUCGCUAUCUGAGGACUGGUUGCGCCAGAGGAUAGGCAUGGCAACAAGUGCAGUCUGCCAUUCCUUCAAAACAAGGGCAGCGAAGUGCGAGAUAGAGCAAAUGCCGCACAACAUGGGGCCUUUGUUGAAGGCGGUCCUCCGCACGAGCACAUACCAGUCUGCAGCAAUGCAGCGCGGGCUGAGCAUGGAAGGCACUGCGCGGGACAAGUAUGUCUCGGUUGUGAAGUCGAGGGGCCACACAUGCACUGUGGAAGACAGGGGCCUAUUGAUUUGGAACGAGUUUCCUGUGAUGGGCUGUAGCGUGGAUGGGCUCGUUACUUUCACCUGCGCCUGCUGCAAGGGUGAGAAGCGUAUUUUAGAAAUCAAGUGCCUCAACACGGUGAAAAAAGCUUUCUCAAAGGACAAGCCGACGCCCCUGUUCUACACACAGGUUCAGGUCCAGAUGGGGAUAAUGAAUAUUCCAGUGUGUGACUUUUUCGUCUACAAGAGUCCAGAGGACUGGAGGGCACUUACCGUGCCAUUUGAUGCUGCACAUUUCCUUAAAUGUUCGGCUGCAGUGCACACCCUGUACGACAAGUACAUUUUUGACACGCUGAAGAAUCUGGCAUGUUCAUACUCGUGGUAGUGGGCCCCAAAAAGGGCCAGUGUGGUAACAUUAGAUAUGCAUUUGAAGCCAGCAAAUAAACAAAAGGAUGGCAACAAGCACGUGCUAAUACAUUCAUUUAUUACAGUAUGCAUGACAUCAAAUUUGCAAAAUUAAAUUGGCAUAGAAACAUA